Molecule: messenger RNA, 165 nt
Organism: Colletotrichum orchidophilum
Lineage: Eukaryota; Fungi; Ascomycota; Sordariomycetes; Glomerellales; Glomerellaceae
Exons: 1
Coding region: 1-165 (54 amino acids)
Source: RefSeq, a predicted model, not a curated record
AUGCGAUAUUACCCGGUUUUUUAUAUCUUAUUCCUAAAACCGGUAUUUAAAAGCUUAUAUAUUAAAAAUCGUAUUAUUAUUGAACUUAAUAAACUAAAAUACGAAGUCGAACGAGUUAUUAAUUACCGAAUUAAAAAAAAAUGUAAAAAAUACCUUAUUAAAUGA